Molecule: messenger RNA, 940 nt
Organism: Lobosporangium transversale
Lineage: Eukaryota; Fungi; Mortierellomycota; Mortierellomycetes; Mortierellales; Mortierellaceae
Exons: 1
Biological process (GO): regulation of cyclin-dependent protein serine/threonine kinase activity
Cellular component (GO): nucleus; cyclin-dependent protein kinase holoenzyme complex
Molecular function (GO): protein kinase binding; cyclin-dependent protein serine/threonine kinase regulator activity
Source: RefSeq, a predicted model, not a curated record
GUAUGCAUUGCACAUGCCAUCGUGUCUUCCUUGCUACCCUCAUCGUGGCAGCAAAAUACCUCAAUGAUCAAUCUCCAAAGAACAAGCACUGGUCUGCACAUUCGGCCGUCUUCUCUGUCGGAGAGGUCAAUCUGAUGGAGAAGCAGUUACUCUCGCUCCUGGAUUUCGAUCUGCGUAUCACAGAGGCCGACUUGGCCUCGAGUCUCCAGGACUUCUUGGAGUUGCAGCAGGCCACCUCAUCCUCCGUAUCAGCCAAGGGCACGACCAUCCCUUCCGGUACCACAUCUACACUUGAUGCACAUGCACGCUCCCAUGGCAGUCGCUACACCUCGUCUGUGCCUGCUCCCAAGACCAACCUUGUUCCUUCGCCCAGUAGCAGCUACAUCCCUCAAACAGUGCCCGUUAACCAGCCUAGCUCUAAUAAGCGUGCUUCUGCCAGUCGAGAGGAUAGAGCGGAAAUCCGGGUCGUUGUACCGCCUCACGAUCAAUUCAAGAGACGCCCAUCCCUUCCUAACCAGCCAUGCUUGGAGGAGGGUGAGGUCAUGCCCAUGUACAAGAUCCCCAUCCGCAACAACCAAGAUCAGUACCCAUCACCCGACAGUGGUCCCGAUAGUAUGAACGAAUCCUCCGACACGGUUGCUACUGGCACGGCUGUUGCUGUUGCACCCAAAUCCCAUCUUGUACAUUUGCCAUCUGUACCUGCACCAGUAGUGAUGAGUCGGCAGCAGCUUGUCAGCAGUGGCUAUGUGAACCAAAGUGACAACAUGGUUUCCGGACAUGGUUAUAAACUUAGCCGAGCGAUGUGCUGAGUUGAGCUGAGCUGAGCUGAGAAAAAUGUUAUAUAUAUAUAUAUUCUUGUUAUUCAUUCAUCGGAAAAAAAACCGCGUUUUUUAUUUUUUUUAAAUGCCCCAUUUCCUCUUUUCGUUAACAUACACACAAC